GGACUCACUAAAAGUGUGAAGUAGCUUUAACACGCAACCACCCACCCCCACCUAACGCCAUCAUCACCACCUCCAUCUCCAUUACUCUACCGCAAACCAAAAUUGCCACAUGUCGUCUUCCAACAGCAGUAGCAUUACUCCUCCACCAUCGCUAGACCAGCUAUCCGACGCGCAACGGCAGGCGCUGGAACAAGUCACCUCGAUAACAGCCCAAGAGCCGACACAAGCUAUCCCCUUACUACACCUCUCGCAAUGGAACGCCCAGAUCGCAAUAUCCCGGUUUUUCGACGGUGAGACCGCCGACUCUGUUGCGGAAGCUCUUCAAGCCGAAGAGUACGCUCGCGCACAAGCCGCACCUCCGCCGCCGCCGCUACAAACACCCACCGCCGUCCCCCGACGCAUCAACACGGCAGUCCUUUCUCCUGCACCUCGGAUAGUCCCACAACGCGAUGCGGCCGCGCGACGGCCACCGUUCCUGAUUUCAAUACUCCUCUUCCCUUUCUCGCUGGUGUGGCGGAUCGCAAAUGGAACGAUUGGCCUUAUCUACCUCAUUUUUCCGUUCCUACCGCGUUUCCGCGCGCUCCAACAGACACCGACGCCUACAACGAAGCGUUCGCUAAACCCGCGAGACACGGCGGCGCGCUUCAUUCGCUCGUUCGAAGAGGAAUAUGGUUCCACAUCUGGCCUUACCUGGUUCGAUGGCGGCUACGCGCAGGCACUGGAUCUCGCUAAGAAGGAGCUCCGAUUCCUGCUGGUAGUACUGCAAAGCGACGAACACGACGACACGUCCGCAUUCAAUCGGCACACAUUGACGUCCCCCGAAGUGGUUUCGUUCGUCAAGACGCACAACAUCAUCCUCUGGGGCGGAUCCGUGCAGGAGAGCGAGGGCUUCCAAGUAGCCACCGCACUGGGCUGCACUAAGUUCCCCUUCGUCGCGCUGAUCACACACGCACCCAACACUCCGCCCAGCGCCAGCUCGCAGGGCAUGAGCGUGGUUUCGCGCGUUGCCGGCGUCGUCACCCCCGCCGCCUUCACCCAGAAGCUCCUAAACGCCCUCAACACCCACUCCCCCGCGCUCGAACGCAUCCGCGCUCAACGUGCCGUACAGGCUGCGGAUCGCCAGAUCCGCGAUAUGCAGAACAGCGCGUACGAAGCUUCGCUAGCGCGUGAUCGGCAGCGGGCACGUGAGCGCAGGGAAGCGGAGGAGGCGGCUCGUCGUGCACAAGAGCAAGAGGAGCGUCGGGUUGUCGCGGCCACUACGCUUGCCAGGAAUCAAGAGCAAUGGCGAAAGUGGCGCGCCUCGAAUAUGCCGCCGGAGCCCAAGGAGGGUGCUGUUGCUAGAGUAUCCAUCCGCACCACGGACGGAGAGCGUGUGGUGCGCCGUUUCGAGAAGACCACGACUAUGGAGGAGAUCUAUGCAUUUGUUGAUUGCUUGGGCGUGGAGUGUGAAGGAGGGGAGGCGAAGCCUGUCGACUACGAGCAUGAGUACUCUUUCCGCCUUGUCAGCCCCAUGCCUCGGAAGGUGUUCCUGCCCGACGGGACGACGGUGGGGCAAGAGCUUUGGCCGAAUGGGAACCUGGUGGUCGAGAGCCUGGUGGAUGAUGAUGAGGACGACGAGGAGUGAUUCCGAGUGCUUUAGUUUUCAACUUUUCAUUCUCGGUUUCAUUGCGGUCUUUUCCUUCCCGUAGAAGUGGAGCGGGCGCGGUUGUGUCCUGCUUUUCUAGCGGGCCAUGUUUUGGGUUGGGCUCCCUCUUGCACAAUAAUUUCAUUUGAAUUUAGUAUAAUGCCUUGCGCCGUAGUAGAUGAACGGAAUUAUGUAUCAUUAGAGCUCAUCCAAUGCGUGACG
This is a messenger RNA of Tricharina praecox, 1846 nucleotides long. Its product is annotated as thioredoxin-like protein. The record is from RefSeq and is a predicted model, not a curated record. Gene Ontology annotation, molecular function: ubiquitin binding. Gene Ontology annotation, cellular component: endoplasmic reticulum. Lineage: Eukaryota; Fungi; Ascomycota; Pezizomycetes; Pezizales; Pyronemataceae. The transcript is spliced from 2 exons. Bases 110 to 1624 code for a protein of 504 amino acids.